AUGUCAACAUUGGAUAAUUUGCGACAAGAUAUCGAUGCUCUGCGAAAAGAAUUAGAAUAUCUGAAUACCAAGAAGAAAGCAUUAGAAAAUGAAGUGAAUAAUGCUAUUGUUAAUGAUAAAGAAGAAGAACCUCUUCUACAAGAAUUCAACGUAUUAUUCAAUCAAUUUCCUGAUCUGUUCGAAUUGCUAUCAAAAGAGAAAAUAAAGAGGUCUGAAAUGUUGGGAAAGCAUCAUCGUGAUGAGGUAUUUGGCACUGAGGAAGAAGCGAAUAAGCGUAAACAAUCAGAGCAUUUAAACGACGAUGAUAAUAUGCCAGAACAUGAAUGGAUCUUGAAUAAACAACCAAUUAUUGAACAUAAAAUAUUUGCUUCUGAAUUAUCGGAAAAUAUAAAUACUGAUAUAUUGACUUCACCAUCGAAGAGGAAGAAAGUCAUUGAAGGGAUAGAGAUAACUGGAAAUGAUGCAAAUAUGGGAUACAAGAAUCCAAAUUUGAAUGAAGAACUCGAGAGAAAGAUUAUAAAGGAGAAUACAUUUAGAUUAUUUGGUAUUUCAUAUUUCCCUGUUGUCGAUCCGUGUGAUUUAGUACAUGACAAAUCUAACAAUGAAGUGAAUAAUAAAAGAGAAAUGAUUGGUAUUAGGUUAGAGGUAUUUGAUGAUACUCUUGGUGUAUUUGAGAAACCACACUACAUCCUAUUGAAAAAAAAGACUAAAUCAAACAAUUGGGGCUUAUUCAAAUAUACAAUCCCAAAUUAUAUAGAUAUUUAUUUGAUUUUUCAAAGGAUUAAUAAUGGAAUACUAUUAACAUAUGAAGACAUAUAUAUUUUUGCAAAGCAGGUAUAUAUUCAAUUGUUAUUAAUUCAAAAUAGGAAAAAAAACCUUAUGCAAUUACAAGAAGCCAAUAUCGUGUCCGACAUACUAAUUGAUCUGAACUUGAAGUUAAUUAAAAUGAAUAUAAUAAACACAACAACUAAACUAACGUUAUAUUUAGAGAAAGAUAAAGUCACAUCAGUAUCAAUAUAUUCGGAGACUCUAGAUAUUCACAGCCAAAAACGCUGGAAAUUAACGCUUUUGGGCCCUGUUUCCGGAAUAUCAAGAAAGAUAAGAUACCUUUCGCAAAUGUAA
Messenger RNA from Tetrapisispora phaffii CBS 4417, 1122 nucleotides. RefSeq names its product Mcm21p (gene MCM21). The coding region runs from base 1 to 1122 and encodes 373 amino acids. Lineage: Eukaryota; Fungi; Ascomycota; Saccharomycetes; Saccharomycetales; Saccharomycetaceae. Gene Ontology annotation, cellular component: kinetochore. The transcript has a single exon. The record is from RefSeq and is a predicted model, not a curated record.